This is a messenger RNA of Thalassophryne amazonica, 4864 nucleotides long. RefSeq names its product polymerase (DNA directed), gamma (gene polg). NCBI's taxonomy places the organism in Eukaryota, Metazoa, Chordata, Actinopteri, Batrachoidiformes, Batrachoididae. Gene Ontology annotation, molecular function: 3'-5' exonuclease activity; DNA-directed DNA polymerase activity; DNA binding. The record is from RefSeq and is a predicted model, not a curated record. Bases 123 to 3710 code for a protein of 1195 amino acids. The transcript has 23 exons. Gene Ontology annotation, cellular component: mitochondrion; gamma DNA polymerase complex. Gene Ontology annotation, biological process: mitochondrial DNA replication.
UUGAGUCAUCCGAGCCGCUUGGGGUCGCUAAUGGUUGUAAGGCGGUGAUUGUUGCUGAGCUGUGCGACGUUUGGAAGCAUCGUUGGAAACAUCUCUUUAUAUUACAAAGCCCUUAUGAAGUGAUGCUGUGUGUUUUGCGGAGUCCUGUGCAGAGGCCUCUUAUCUCUCUGCAAUGGAUCUGCUCCCUUUAUUCCACCAAACCUCAUUCUCUUCAGAGCGAGGUCUCCACGGAGACGCGUCUCAACCCCCUUAACAUCCAGAUGCUGUCAAGGAAUCUGCACGAGCAGGUCUUUCAUGGACUGGAGCCAGAGUACAGAGAGGCAGAUGUAGAGCGCAGCAUUAAGCACCUGCAGAAGCACCAGUUGUGGGGGAAGGACACUUCGCUGUUACCUGAUGUGGAGCUGAAGCUUCCCAACAUGUAUGGUAAAAACAUUGAUGAACACUACCGAAUCUUGGCCCAGAAGCAGAGCCUUCCUUACCUUGAGGCUGCCACCAAGCUGAAGCAAGCCCAGCUGCCCCCCAUGCCUGAGAAAUGGGCCUGGGAAGUCGGCUGGACACGCUAUGGCCCAGACAGGGAAGCUCAGAAGGUUGACUUUCCAGAGGAGUCAGCACUGGUGUUUGAUGUGGAAGUGUGCAUGCUGGAGGGGCAGUGUCCCACACUGGCUGUUGCAGUGUCUCCCACCAACUGGUACUCUUGGUGCAGUAAGCGUUUGAUUGAAGAGAGAUACUCAUGGUCAAGCCAGUUGACCCUAGCUGACCUCAUCCCACUGGAGACACCUAUCAACUCUGCCCGGCCCCCAGGGGGUCAGUGGAAGGAAAGGCUCAUAGUGGGUCAUAAUGUCAGCUUUGACCGGGCUCAUAUUAAAGAGCAAUACCUACUAAAGGGUUCUAAGAUGCGCUUCAUGGACACGAUGAGUCUACAUAUGGCCAUCUCUGGACUGACCGGGUUCCAGCGCUCAUUGUGGAUGGCCAGCAAGCUGGGAAAAAGGAAAGGUCUUCAGGAAGUAAAGGAACACAUUAAAAAAACCACACAGAAGAAAGAGGGUUCAAAGAUUGGCUCCUGGGACUGGGUGAAUAUUAGCAGCAUUAACAACCUGGGUGAUGUCCAUGCUCUGUAUGUGGGAGGGCAGCCAUUACAGAAAGAGGCACGAGAGACAUUUGUGAAGGGCACCAUGAUGGAUGUCAGGAACAACUUCCAGGAGUUAAUGCAGUACUGCGCUUUAGAUGUUCAGGCCACCCAUGAAGUAUUCACAGAACAGCUACCCCUCUUCAUGGAGAGGUGCCCUCAUCCAGUGACACUUGCUGGAAUGUUGGAGAUGGGUGUGAGCUACCUUCCUGUCAAUCAGAACUGGAGGCGGUACCUGGAGGAUUCAGAAGACACAUACGAAGAGCUCCAGAGAGAGCUGAAAAAGUCUCUGAUGAAUCUCGCAGAUGAUGCCUGCCAGCUCCUACAGGAUGACAAAUAUAAAGAGGAUCCUUGGCUUUGGGAUCUUGAGUGGGAUGUGCAGGAGUUCAAACUAAAGAAAGAGACAAAGAGUAAGAAGAAGCCCUCCAAAAAAGAAGCUGAGUCACAAGUUGUUACUCCAUUUCCAGACUGGGAUGAAGAUGUAGGUCCACCAGCUGAAGAGGAGGUUGAAGGUCCAUGCCCCAGCAGGUUGGCUGUGGAGAAGCUGAAGAAAAUGGUAGACCGACUUCCCAAGAGAAGGCAACAUCUUCCCAGUCAUCCAGGGUGGUAUCGUAAGUUGUGUGAGAAAAUGAGUGAAGACAGCAACUGGUCACCUGGAGCCAGCCUGAUCACUGUGCAGAUGAGAGUCACUCCAAAGCUGAUGGGUCUGACGUGGGAUGGUUUCCCCUUGCAUUACACAGACACACACGGGUGGGGCUACCUGGUGCCUGGACACAGGGAUAAUGUGGAAUAUUCGGAGGAGAAUACAGGACCUGUGUGCCCACACAGAGCUAUUGAGAGUGUUUACAGAGAGUUUUGUGAGCAGAAGAGUAAGGAGGAGUCUCAGUCUUUGGACAGCAACCCCUCAGAUGACCUCAUGUGGACAGACAGCACAGUGUGGACACAGGUGGAGGAGUUAAGUUGCACUGAGAAUCAGACUGAGGAAAAUGGUUCCAAAAUAACAAGUAUAACAAAAGAAUCAAACAAGCUCCAAGAUUCAGAUUUGAUCCCAGAGGAGAGUUGUUGUCACCAUCACAGUGGAAACGGACCUUACAAUGACAUAGAUAUCCCAGGGUGUUGGUUUUUUAAAUUACCUCACAAGGAUGGAAAUCAGAACAAUGUUGGAAAUCCGUUUUCAAAGGACUUCCUGUCCAAAAUGGAGGAUGGCACUUUGAGGGCAGGAAGGGGUGGAACCAAUGCUGCACAUGCUUUGGAGAUCAACAAAAUGAUGUCUUUCUGGAGGAACGCCCAUAAACGUAUCAGCUCUCAGAUGGUGCUGUGGCUGCGAAAGGGAGAACUUCCUCGCACUGUCACCAGACACAAAGACUAUGAUGAAGAGGAGCAGUAUGGUGCCAUAUUACCUCAGGUCAUCACUGCUGGAACAGUAACACGAAGGGCAGUGGAGCCAACAUGGCUGACCGCUAGUAAUGCACGGCGGGAUCGAGUGGGCAGUGAGUUGAAGGCCAUGGUGCAGGUUCCGCCGGGGUACCACCUGGUAGGAGCCGAUGUGGACUCUCAGGAGUUGUGGAUUGCUGCUGUGCUUGGAGAGGCUCACUUUGCUGGUAUUCACGGCUGUACCGCCUUUGGUUGGAUGACUCUUCAAGGGAAGAAGAGUGAUGGCACCGACCUGCAUAGUCAUACGGCUGACUCUGUGGGCAUCAGCCGAGAGCACGCUAAGGUUUUUAAUUACGGACGCAUCUACGGUGCAGGGCAGCCGUUCGCUGAAAGGUUGCUGAUGCAGUUCAACCAUCGCCUCACCCAGGCAGAAGCGGCUAGUAAGGCCAAACAGAUGUAUGCUUUAACAAAGGGGAUACGCAGAUAUCAUCUGUCAGAAGAAGGCGAGUGGCUGGUCAAUGAAAUGGGUGUUGAUGUGCAGCGAGAUGAAGAUGCAAGUGUAUCUCUGCAGGACUUAAGGCAGAUCACCAGAGUAGCCUCACAGAGAUCCCGGCGAAAGACGUGGGAUGUGGUCAAAAAACGUGUGUGGUCUGGAGGCACAGAGUCGGACAUGUUCAAUAAGCUCGAGAGUAUCGCUCAAUCUGCCCAUCCAGCGACCCCUGUUCUAGGCAGCAGAAUUAGCAGAGCUCUGGAGCCCAAGACCGUGAAAGACGAGUUUAUGACCAGCAGAGUAAACUGGGUGGUCCAGAGCUCAGCUGUGGACUACCUACAUCUGAUGCUGGUUACCAUGAAGUGGCUGUUCGAGGAGUAUGACAUUGAUGGCCGUUUUUGCAUCAGCAUCCAUGAUGAGGUGCGCUACCUCGUCUGCAGUGAAGACCGUUUCAGAGCAGCACUCGCACUUCAGAUCACCAACCUGCUGACGAGGAGUAUGUUCGCCCAUGCUUUAAGCAUGCAGGACCUUCCCCAGUCGGUAGCUUUCUUCAGUGCAGUUGACAUUGAUCAGUGUCUAAGGAAAGAAGUCACCAUGGACUGCGUGACCCCGUCUAACCCCACAGGUGUCAAACUAAGAUACGGCCUCCAAGCAGGUGAAGCUUUGGACAUUUACCAGAUCAUCAACAUCACUGAAGGUUCCUUGAAUAAAGUAAGAUAACUGUGAUUUAAUGACUGGCACUCAAAACAGCUGGCCAAACAGAUCCAGGAGUCGCUCAAAUCAGUGAGUGAUGUAGGCGACAAGAGGAACACCGAGUGCCAGGUCACUGUUUUCGCCUCUUCUGUUUGGGUUCCUGUGUGUCCUCUGCUUCCUGUGACACUGUGGCCUGAAAGGUGGAAUAAAAGGACACUGAGACUUCACCCAGAAAGCCGUUUACUGGGACAGAACUAGUGUGGGAGAUGAGCUUCCUCACAUAUUCCAAGAGGGGAAAAAAGUGAUUGUGGAUCCUUGUUUUAUUUCUAUGUGUGGACAUAAGAAGGUAAACUACUACUAGAAAUGACAGGUACACCAGCAUCACAGUCAUCACUGGUGUGAUAGUGCCAUUGCGCCAUGAGAAAUCAGGCCAAUGAGAUCCUCUGCCAGGCCAGAUCCCCCCCCCCCCCCCCCCCCCCCAAAUGAGGCAAUGAAAAUAACACCAUUAAUUUGGAAACCAAUAAUCAUUUCUGGCUUUCCCACAACUCUGAGGCUAUGAAUAUCAAUGGUUUGUACAUUUCCUGUUCUGCUGAGCUCCACAUGAGUCAAUCUGUUAAAUACUUUUCUUAUAGCUGUAACAGGCUACAAAGUCACAUUCACAUGAAGACUCAUGUAAAUGCUGUUAAACUGAUUGUGUUGUGUGAACCAGUAGGCUUUUGUGCUGCCAACUUGUUUAAACUUUAAUGGUCAUUAAUUAAACACAGCUACAGAUUUGUUGAAUGUAAAACUGUUACUAAAAGGGUUGUAUCUUGCACAACCAGUAAUACCAUAUUAUACCAUCCAAAAAGUGAAAAAUACUGUGAAAUGUAACUAUUUUAGGCCUUAUUGCCCACUGUUAACUAUUGGUUUGAGAUGUCUGGAUACAGCAGUGUGAUAAGAAUAAAGAGCAGUAAAGGGCUAUUGCUACACGUUUGAAGGAUAAAGACCGUUGUCCUAUUCAGAUUAGCAGUGUCUAAUUGACCACUACUGUUCAUCUUUGGUGAUCACAUUUACUUGAGAUGGAACUUACUUUACAGCUAUCACUAGACUCCCUUGAAGCCAGAUAAACUAGUCAGUACUUUAAAGAGUAACAACUGUGGCAAUAAUAGUAAAAUACAAUAAUAUACAAUUUAUGUAUGAAA